This is a messenger RNA of Paramecium tetraurelia, 1881 nucleotides long. RefSeq lists its product as uncharacterized. Lineage: Eukaryota; Ciliophora; Oligohymenophorea; Peniculida; Parameciidae. The record is from RefSeq and is a predicted model, not a curated record. The transcript has 3 exons.
AUGAAAACUUUAUAAAAGGCUAUAAAGAAAAAAGGAAGCUUGACUCUCAUAAAAUAGACAGAUAUGAAAGUACAUAACAGUUAUAAAGUUCAAAAUGCUCCUUUUUAAAACAAUAUGUCCAAGUACAUUUUGAAUGGCAAUCAAGUUUAUGUGGCAUCUUCCUCUGAUAAAUCUUUUGAAGCUCUAAAACAGAAUUUGACUUUAGUUGAACAAUUUACUCCAAAAUGUGUUUUGCUUGAUACUCUUUCCAAUCGAGUCUUAAAAUAAUGGAUUCAGGAUUCAACUGUAGAGACAUAAGAGUAAUAAUUAUUAGGCAAAAACAAAUAUACUCAAUUAUUUCUUAAGGUAUUUCCUAAAUAAAGGGAAUUCUUUACAAUGCACGAUAAUGGCACAUAUGUUUAUUAUGUUAAGAAUAGGCAGAUUGAGUUUUAGGAUUAAUUAUCAGUUGCAUAUUAUGCAUGUAAUGACCCUAAGAUGAUGAUUAUGAUAUCAAAACCUGAUGAAGUUUUAUAAAUUGAGGAUAUAGUAAACAAUUUUACUUUGGAAGACCUAAAAAAUGCAUUUUUGGAUACCAUUGAAAAAAUGAAAGUUGCAAUUUUGAAACCUUAAGCAGAUUCAUCAGACUCAUUUACAGAUAUUAUAUUUAUAUUCAGGAAUACCAUUUUAAAAAAUCACUCAUACAUAUUCGAAACUUAUGUUAAUUACUAAGCAGCUCUUUUAUAAAAAUCCUCAAGAGUUAUGGAUAAAUGUUUUCUAUUUACAAAUCAGUUUUUGGCAGAUCAAGUAGUUAAGGUCAGCAAAGAAAAGUUCUUUGAUUAUAAUACAUUUUAUUUAGAAGAGAAAUUUGAUUAAAAGAGCAAAGAUGAACUUUUGGAGAAGAUUGUCAUCGCUGGUUAUAUGGUUGAUUAUGUAUUAAGAGUUCGUGCUAUGAAUGGAUAAAAUCCAUUUGAAAAUACUAAAUUCAAUAAAUAUUUGAAUUAAGAUGAUAUUCCAAAAUAUUUAGAACUUCACAACUUUUAUGCUGAUUAACUCUAUGACUUUUAGAAUUUUACAAUUUAAGCAUCAAUGUUUAAGGAUUCCUAAAAGAGUCAAUAUCUUUCAUUUUAGGAAUCUGUAAAAAAAUUCAAGGAAAAGUCUUAGACUUUUAAAUAUCAAUUUGAGAUUAUGCAAAACUCUUAAAUGAAAUAAGGAUUGGUCUUGCAAGACCUAUUUAAACGAUAGAUCAGUAAAAUAAUCCAAACAAGAAUGAUGCAAGGGAUAAAUUAAAAGGAUAUCAUAAAAUCUAUGCAAAACAUAGGAAAAGAAAUGUAUUCAAAGGAAGAUAUGAGAAAUUACUUAAAAAUCCUUUUGGAAGCCAAUGCUCUCUUAGGAUAUCCAAUGAAAUUCCCUGGUAAUUUAAAAGACAUGAUGCUCCCAUACAUAUAAAAUUUAUAGAUAGAAAAAGCAGCUAAGGUUGUUUCAGGACUGACAUUUCAACCCUUAACAAAGAAGUUAUCAUUUGCCAAAUUACCAAAAAAAGAAUCAAAACCAGAUGAAUUUACUGACGAUGAAUAAGAUGAAGGCUGCUAUCGAUAUGUAAUAACACAAGAUGGAAGCAAAUAAUAAUUACCUGAAGAACUUAAACACAAAUCAUUUGAAGAAAUGAAGUUAAUAGCUGAUGAAUAUUAAUAGAUUAAUUUCAAAGUGAACUCAAAAGGAAAAUACGAAGUUGUUGAUAAUGCUUAGACUAGAUUAAAUCAAAAGGAAGUGGAUAAACUAUUACAAGAAUUAGAUGCCGAUGAUGAAACUCAGAAAAAUAAAAAAAAGAACUAAGAAAAUGAAGACGACGAAUCAGAAUCCUUAAAUACUAGGGGAAGAAAGAUCAAAUAAAAAAAGAAGUGA